This is a messenger RNA of Varanus komodoensis (Komodo dragon), 2387 nucleotides long. It is a transcript of the gene DYNLL2, whose product is annotated as dynein light chain LC8-type 2. Gene Ontology annotation, biological process: cilium assembly; microtubule-based process. Bases 267 to 536 code for a protein of 89 amino acids. The transcript has 3 exons. Gene Ontology annotation, cellular component: cytoplasmic dynein complex. The record is from RefSeq and is a predicted model, not a curated record. Gene Ontology annotation, molecular function: dynein intermediate chain binding; dynein light intermediate chain binding. NCBI's taxonomy places the organism in Eukaryota, Metazoa, Chordata, Lepidosauria, Squamata, Varanidae.
GGCUCGCUGGGGGGAAAGAGCGGAGGGGCUGCCGCUGCUGCUGCCGCUGCGACUACGCUGAGUAAGCGUGCGACGCUCCCGCCGCCCUUUGCUGAUCGCCAGCACCGAGCACCAUUUUUCGCCGUUCCUUUUUCCUUUGGCACCGGGCAGUAGGCGAGAGGCCCGGGCUUUGGGGCUGGGGGUGCCCUUGCAACCUUGCUUUGGUUGGAGGAAGGGGGGAGAACCCUUAAUUCUUAUUUUUUUAAAAAAAGUGUUGAAGGUUCAACAUGUCUGACAGGAAGGCUGUGAUCAAGAAUGCGGACAUGUCCGAGGACAUGCAGCAGGAUGCUGUGGACUGCGCCACGCAGGCCAUGGAGAAGUACAACAUAGAGAAGGAUAUUGCCGCAUACAUCAAGAAGGAAUUUGACAAGAAAUACAACCCCACUUGGCACUGCAUCGUGGGCAGGAAUUUCGGCAGUUACGUAACGCACGAGACGAAACAUUUCAUCUAUUUCUACUUGGGCCAGGUUGCAAUUCUCCUCUUCAAGUCAGGCUAGGAGGUGGGCAGUGGUGGGGUAACAACGGCACGCGAGGAACACGGACUGUUAGUGAACUGAAGACGGGAGGUUCAGCUUCCCUUACCAUGGCUGCACCGCUGCAUGGACUGUAUACUAUAUUUAAUGUGUAUAUGUUGCAGUUAAAAAACCCCUACAGUUCUUUUUGCUUUGGUCACCUGGGGAAAGAAAGGCAGUGACUUGUUUUUCCCUUUAGUUUUCAAUUACUGCUUUUUUUUUUUUUUGCUUUUUUUUUCCUUUUGCACUAGGAGAACUGUCAAAUGUUUCAACCAUGGCCUUUAAGUGCGAAGAGCUAAUAAAUUAAAAACGAGAAGUCCACAACAAACAUCCUUUGGCUUAACUUUCUUGGAAAAAGUCUUGAAGCUGAACUUGAGCAGACAAUUAAAAAGAUAAAAAUACCAUUGGAAGGGUACCCAAAGCUAAAGUCUAAAGUGUCUAAAGUGAGGUACCCAAAGCUUUUUUUUUUUUAAAGAAAUCCUGCCAGACAUUCUCUCCCAAAGACUACCUUAUUCUCUUGCAAAGUCACCUUAGUCAUGAAAGGGGUAGCAGCUACUCUAAAGGGUCACCUACUCUCUCCAGUUUGCCCAAUAUUGUCUCCAGUAGAGCUUGGGAAAACAAAGCUGGUAAUUUAGCUGUAAAAUAGAAUUAGGGUAUAAAUAGCAUCCUGACAUGUGCUUUUGGCCUGAUCCUCCAUAUGUUCUUUCUGCCCACACACCCACAGCAAUUUCAAGGAAAAGUACUCUGUGUAUGGAGUAUCGCCUGGCCACUCCUCUCAUGAUCAUUGCAGUCUGGUCUCUUUCCUAUCCUUGUUCUGAUGCGUCGUUGCCUUAUUGUGGUUUGCUUCCAAUCGUUGCUUUGUGGGCAAGGUGCCCAAAAUUGGUGGCUUGGUUUUGCAGUCUUUGUCUUUACUGGAGACAAUCAUGAUCCCCAAAUUCUUUUUCUGUGGUUACUCUACCCCACCCCCUGCCCCAAAUGCUUCAGCAUCUUUGAAAGUAGUUGUGCAAAGAUCCCGCAACCCGAAACUGCAGAUAAGUGUCUUCAUGGGGCUUUCUUAACAUUUCUAGUGUAGUCUUCUAUUUCAGCUCUAUUGUGAAGAACUGUCAGGCUGUUUCCCUUUUUCUCGCCCACCCUCAGGGUUAUCCUUGAAAUCCAGUGAUGGCGUUUGUCAAAUCUCUGGUUCCUUCUGCAGUUAAAGAACCUACAAAUUGACACCAGGGCUGGAGUGACCGUUUCCUUUGCCCUCUCCCAGACCAGCCAAACACGCAGUCAGUGGCUUAAUAUUGACUUCAGGGCGUGGAUUGUAACCAUGUCAGCAUCUGUCCGUGCUUGUGUGCCUUUGGGAUCAGUAGGAAGGGAAGCAUAACCCCCCUCCCCCAUUAAAAUAAUCUUUUUCUCUGACUGCAAAUAACUAGGAAAACCCCAGCUAUCUCUCUGAAGAACGAACAAGUUCAUGUGUCUGUGCAAAAUCGAAAGUAUGCCUAAACUUUGUACAAAAUCUCAGUAGAACCAUAGAGGUUGGUGUUGCUGUUGUAUUUCAUGUUAUCCGGCGUCUCCCAUCUAACAGGAUUGAGGGCGUGGGAUGGGAGGAAGGCCCGACAAGGUGCCUUCGGUGACACGGGAGCAUGGUGGAGGUUGUGUUCAUACAGGUCUGAACAAAGAGAAUGUCAGUUGGUUUCUUUUUUUUCUCUUCCUGACCCCCCACCCAUGCAUGAGUCCGUGAAAAUGCUCACACUUCAUGGAGCACAAAAACAAAAUUUUCCUUCUUAACCGCAGUUGCUCAAGAUAGACCUUUUUAUUUUUUUGAAAACAUUAAAAAGGAAUUGACACAUUUAA